AUGUCGUCCACCGCGGCUUUUUACCUCCUCUCCACCCUGGGAGGGUACUUGGUGACUUCAUUCUUGUUGCUCAAAUACCCGACCUUGCUGCACCAGAGAAAGAAGCAACGAUUCCUCAGUAAACACAUCUCUCACCGCGGAGGUGCUGGAGAAAAUUUGGAGAAUACAAUGGCAGCCUUUCAACACGCAGUUACAAUUGGAACUGAUAUGUUGGAAUUGGAUUGCCAUAUCACAAAAGAUGAGCAAGUUGUAGUGUCACAUGAUGAGAACCUAAAGAGAUCAACAGGGGUCAAUGUAAACAUCUCUGAUCUCAAGUACUGUGAACUCCCACCUUACCUUGGCAAACUGGAUGUCUCGUUUCAAAAAGCAUGCCAAUGUGAAGGAAAAGAUAACCGAAUUCCAUUACUGAAGGAAGUUUUUGAGGCCUUUCCUAACACUCCCAUUAACAUCGAUAUCAAAGUCAACAACAAUUUGCUGAUUAAGAAGGUUUCAGAAUUGGUCAAGCAGUACAGACGAGAACAUAUAACAGUGUGGGGUAAUGCCAGUUAUGAAAUUGUAGAAAAGUGCUACAAAGAGAAUUCGGAAAUUCCUAUACUCUUCAGUUUACAACGUGUUCUGCUCAUUCUUGGCCUGUUCUUCACUGGCCUCUUGCCCUUUGUGCCCAUUCGAGAACAGUUUUUUGAAAUCCCAAUGCCUUCUAUCAUAUUAAAGCUGAAAGAACCACACACCAUGUCCAGAAGUCAGAAGUUUCUCAUCUGGCUUUCUGAUAUUUUACUAAUGAGAAAAGCUUUGUUUGACCACCUCACUGCCCGAGGCAUUCAGGUGUACAUUUGGGUAUUAAAUGAAGAGCAGGAAUACAAAAGAGCCUUUGAUUUGGGAGCAACUGGGGUGAUGACAGACUAUCCAACAAAGCUUAAGGAUUUUUUACAUAAUUUUUCAGAAUAG
Molecule: messenger RNA, 945 nt
Organism: Rangifer tarandus platyrhynchus (Svalbard reindeer)
Lineage: Eukaryota; Metazoa; Chordata; Mammalia; Artiodactyla; Cervidae
Source: the annotation of a GenBank genome assembly